Eptesicus fuscus (big brown bat) is the source of this 2440-nucleotide messenger RNA. It is a transcript of the gene GPR162, whose product is annotated as G protein-coupled receptor 162. Gene Ontology annotation, cellular component: membrane. Gene Ontology annotation, molecular function: G protein-coupled receptor activity. Lineage: Eukaryota; Metazoa; Chordata; Mammalia; Chiroptera; Vespertilionidae. The transcript has 5 exons. The record is from RefSeq and is a predicted model, not a curated record. The coding region runs from base 488 to 2236 and encodes 582 amino acids. Gene Ontology annotation, biological process: G protein-coupled receptor signaling pathway.
AGCCCGGCGAGCGGUGCCGGGAGUGCGGUCUCCAUGGCAGUGCUGGGCGCAGCCGGAGUUUGUGCAGGUGGCUGAGCCUCACGCCCACACGCCUUGGGGCAUCCAGAAGAUCCCCGACGGGUCAAGAACCAGAGGAAGAAGAGAUCUGCAAGUCUGGGCAUGGGGGCCAGAGCUCCCCAGCCAACCUCAUAGUUGGCAAAGCAGCCAGCUUGCCUCCCCAAGUCAACCACAGGGGUACUUCAGGAAGGGCCCCACUCAGUAUGGAGGUUGAGGACCACUUCUGCUGAGCCCCAACCUCUUCCCCUGCCCUCCACACCUGACCUUAGCUGGGUCAGUUAUGCAAUGCUGAGCAUCAGGGUGGGCCGAGGGGCUGCCUGCCUCGCUACAGGGCAAGGACUGUGGGCAUCAUGUGUGUGAGUGGGGCUCCUGGGUGAGGCCCAGCCCCCACCCCCCAGGAGUUCAAAGGGGGUGGGGGGCUGAGAACAGGAUGGCUCGGGGCGGGGCGGGGGCAGAAGAAGCCUCCCUGCGCUCCAAUGCGCUGUCCUGGCUGGCCUGUGGGCUCCUGGCCCUGCUGGCCAACGCCUGGAUAAUCCUCAGCAUCUCUGCCAAGCAGCAGAAGCACAAGCCACUGGAGUUGCUGCUCUGCUUCCUGGCGGGCACGCACAUACUCAUGGCGGCUGUGCCCCUCACCACCUUCGCUGUGGUGCAGCUCAGGCGCCAGGCUUCCUCUGACUAUGACUGGAAUGAGAGCAUCUGCAAGGUCUUUGUGUCCACCUACUACACCCUGGCCCUGGCCACCUGCUUCACAGUUGCCUCACUCUCCUACCAUCGCAUGUGGAUGGUGCGUUGGCCUGUCAACUACCGCCUCAGCAAUGCCAAGAAGCAGGCGCUGCAUGCUGUCAUGGGCAUCUGGAUGGUCAGCUUCAUCCUCUCCACACUGCCCUCCAUUGGCUGGCACAACAACGGUGAGCGCUACUACGCCCGAGGCUGCCAGUUCAUAGUCUCCAAGAUUGGCCUCGGCUUUGGCGUCUGCUUCAGCCUCUUGCUACUUGGGGGCAUUGUCAUGGGGUUGGUCUGUGUGGCCAUUACCUUCUACCAGACGCUGUGGGCCAGGCCCCGGAGGGCAAGGCAGGCCCGGAGAGCAGUGGGUAUUGGUGGGGCCAAGGGGAGUGGGCCAGGGGGCUUGGUGACACGGCCAGCCUUUGAGGUGCCAGCCAUUGUGGUGGAAGAUGCCCAAGGGAAGCGGCGGUCCUCGCUGGAUGGCUCCGAAUCGGCCAAGACAUCCCUGCAGGUCACCAACUUGGUCAGCGCCAUCGUCUUUCUCUAUGACUCACUCACAGGGGUGCCCAUCUUGGUGGUGAGCUUCUUCUCCCUGAAGUCGGACUCGGCUCCGCCGUGGAUGGUGCUGGCCGUGCUGUGGUGCUCCAUGGCACAGACGCUGCUGCUGCCCUCCUUCAUCUGGUCCUGCGAGCGCUACCGCGCGGACGUGCGCACGGUGUGGGAGCAGUGCGUGGCUAUCAUGUCCGAGGAGGAUGGCGAAGACGAUGGGGGCUGUGAUGACUAUGCAGAUGGCCGCGUGUGCAAAGUUCGAUUUGAUGCCAAUGGGGCCACAGGACCAGGGGACCCCACCCAGGUGAAGUUGCUGCCUGGGAGGCACAUGCUCUUUCCCCCUCUUGAGAGGGUCCACUACUUACAGGUCCCUCUGUCCCGCCGUCUGUCCCACGACGAGACCAAUAUCUUCUCUACUCCGCGGGCACCGGGUUCCUUCCUGCACAAGUGGUCAUCCUCGGAUGACAUCCGGGUCCUCCCAGCCCACAGCCAUGCCCUGGGAGGCCCUCCUGCGUACCUGGGACAAAGACAAAGGCUAGAGGAUGAGGAGGACGAGGAGGAGGCUGACGGUGGAGGGCUAGCCAGCCUUCGACAGUUCCUGGAGGGUGGCAUUCUGGGGUCAGGUGGGGGACCCCCACAGGGGCCUGGCUUCUUCCGGGAGGAGAUCACCACCUUCAUUGAUGAGACACCUCUGCCUUCUCCCACUGCCUCUCCUCCCUGGCCUCGGCCACUGGGCCUCUCACCCCGCCGACUCUCCCUGGGGUCCCCUGAUAAUAGAGCCAUUGGACUUCCUUUGGGGUUGAGUGCGGGGAGACGCUGCUCCCUGACAGGAGGGGAGGAGAGUGGAAGAGCUUGGGGAGGCUCCUGGGGUCCAGGUAACCCCAUCUUCCCCCAGCUGACCCUGUGAGCCCAAGUGGGCCUGGUGGACUCAGAGGAGGGGGCUGGGUAGGUAACGCCUCCUUCCGGCCCUGAGCCUAGGGCAGCUGCCUCCAGACUCCAGGGAGAUGGGCACUGGAUCUGGGGUCCUGGGGCCCCUGCUGUCUCCCAUCCAGGUAACCAGAUGCCCUACUCACCUUCUAUCACCCCUAGUGAAAUCUAUUAAAGUCUGAAG